Echinostoma caproni is the source of this 504-nucleotide messenger RNA. The record is from the annotation of a GenBank genome assembly. NCBI's taxonomy places the organism in Eukaryota, Metazoa, Platyhelminthes, Trematoda, Plagiorchiida, Echinostomatidae.
AUGAUUAUCGUGAUUAUGGGCCCAUGUGGAUGUGGAAAAUCCACCAUAGCACAAGCGCUUGCAUACAGACUUGGAUGGUUGUAUCUGGAUGCGGAUGAUUAUCACCCACAGUCGAACAUAGAAAAGAUGUCGCAAGGAAUACCACUUGAUGACUCGGAUCGCAAACCGUGGCUUGAAAAACUACAUGAAGAAGUGCUAAAUAAUGAAAGUUUGAUUCUGGCUUGUUCAGCUCUAAAACGCUCGUAUCGUCAAAUACUUAGCCAAGGAGUAGAUCAGUCGGACAAUGCAAAACUGCUCUACUUUGUCCUGCUCCGAGCUGAUGAAGAUCUAUUGAGAAAGCGCCUUGAGCAACGCAAGGGCCACUACAUGCCCGCGUCUCUGAUUGCCAGUCAACUAAAGACACUCGAACCGUUUGAUACGACUGAGUGGCACCUGACGGUAGACGCUUCAAAACCGUGUGAUCACAUUGUAAAUGAAAUUGUGGGUUCUUUAAGUGGAAAAUGA